Paralichthys olivaceus (Japanese flounder) is the source of this 3813-nucleotide messenger RNA. It is a transcript of the gene ap1g2, whose product is annotated as adaptor related protein complex 1 subunit gamma 2. The record is from RefSeq and is a predicted model, not a curated record. Gene Ontology annotation, cellular component: membrane coat; AP-1 adaptor complex; Golgi apparatus. Gene Ontology annotation, molecular function: clathrin-cargo adaptor activity. Gene Ontology annotation, biological process: Golgi to vacuole transport; intracellular protein transport. Lineage: Eukaryota; Metazoa; Chordata; Actinopteri; Pleuronectiformes; Paralichthyidae.
AUUAUUUACGGAAGCUUGGUCCCUACAUGGACGGUGAGCACCGGAUCGUGGUCUCCAGCGGACUGACUGCCGUCGUGUGGAGGGGGAGGGUCGGUAGAACCGGUCUGAUUCUGUGAACACUGUUCUGACUCUGUUCGGCGACAUAGCCAUGUCUCCAUCCAUACCCCUCCAAGAGAUGAUCCGGGCCAUCAGGUCGGCCAGGACCCAGUGUGAGGAGCGGGGCGUCAUCCAGAGGGAGUGUGCCGCCAUCCGGGCCCAGUUCAGGCAGACAGACAGCGGGGCACGAUCGCACAACCUGGCCAAGCUGCUCUACGUGCACAUGCUGGGCUACCCAGCUCACUUUGGUCAGAUGGAGUGUGUGAGGAUGAUCGCCAGCCCCCGCUACAGUGAGAAGCGGGUGGGGUAUCUAGGAGCCAUGAUGCUGCUGGACGAAAAGCAGGACGCCAGCCUGCUCAUCACCAACUCCAUCAAAAAUGACCUGUCUCACAGUAACCAGUACGUACAGUCUCUGGCUCUGUGCACUCUGGCUUGUAUGGGUUCCGCUGAGAUGUGCAGAGAUCUGGCGCCAGAGAUCGACAGGCUGCUCCGAGCCUCCAACUCCUAUAUCAAGAAGAAGGCUGCUCUGUGUGCUGUUCACAUCGUGAGAAAAGUCCACGAUCUCGGGGAGCUUUUUGCUCCAGCUGCUCGCUCCCUCUUAGUGGAGAAGAACCACGGUGUGCUACAUGGUGCUGUGGUGCUCAUCACUGAGCUGUGUGAGCGCAGUACAGAGACACUCGAGCGGUUCAGGAAGAUAGUACCAGAUCUAGUUCAGAUCAUGAAAGGUCUGGUCAUUUCCGGUUACUCUCCAGAGCAUGAUGUGGCAGGAAUCAGUGAUCCCUUCCUACAGGUACGAAUCUUGAGGUUGCUGAGAAUCCUCGGACGCAACAAUGAAACAGCAAGUGACGCCAUGAACGACCUACUCGCUCAGGUGGCGACCAACACUGACAGCACUAAGACAGUGGGCAACGCUGUGCUGUAUGAGACUGUUCUCACUGUGCUGGACAUCAAGUCAGAGAGCGGCCUCAGGGUUCUGGCCGUGAACAUCCUGGGAAGAUUCCUUCUGAACAACGACAGGAACAUUCGGUACAUCGCCAUGACCUCCCUUCAAAAGAUUGUUUGCACAGACCACAAUGCUGUGCAGCGCCACAGAGGAACCAUAGUGGACUGUCUGAAGGACCAGGACGCUUCUGUAAAACGCCGUGCAUUGGAGCUCUCCUUAGCUCUUGUGUCAGCCUCCAACAUUCGCACCAUGAUGAAGGAGCUGCUCCUCUUCCUUUCCUCCUGUCCCCCGGAGCUAAAAGCUCACGCUGCCAGCGGCAUAUUCAACGCUGCUGAAAGGUAUGCACCCUCCCAGCGCUGGCACAUUGACACCAUCCUGCAUGUCCUCACCACGGCAGGGGGCGACGUGAGAGAUGAAACUGUUCCCAAUCUGAUCCAGCUCAUCACCAACACCUCUGAGCUGCACUGUUACACCGUCCACAAGCUCUACCGCGCCCUGCUCACUGACAUCUCUCAGCAAUCCCUGGUGCAGGUGGCCUGCUGGUGUAUAGGAGAGUAUGGAGACCUGCUGCUGAAAGGAGAGUGUCAGGAGACUGAGGCUGCACAGGUCACUGAAGACGAUGCUCUGGAUGCCUUGGAAACAGUUCUACAGUCCCACAUGUCCUCCCCAGCCACCAGGGGCUUUGCUCUCACCGCCACCAUGAAACUGAGCACACGCAUCACUGACAACGUGGAUCGGAUCAGAAGCAUUGUCAGCAUCUACGGCAGCUGUUUAGACGUGGAGCUCCAGCAGAGGGCAGUUGAAUACAAUGCUCUGUUCAAAAAAUAUGACCACAUGAGGGCAGCGGUGCUGGAGAGGAUGCCUGUGAUUGAAAAGAACUCCAUGGGUCAUAUCAAUGGAGAGUCAGCGGGGGAAACCGUGAAGGAGAUCCAAACAGCUACAGUCAAGAAGGCAGAGCCGCUGCUGCAACAACAGCCUGCUAACCAGGUGUGUGAUCUCUUGGACCUGCUGGGUGGCUCCGAGGAGCCUCUGCAGCCCAGUCCAUUACAGAGCAGCACAGCACCAGGUCUGUCCAUCAACACCACCAGCACUGCAGGAGGAGACCUGCUGGAUCUGCUGGGAGGGCUAGAGCCAACGCCCCUGGCACCAGCUCCCACAGUGACAGUGUAUGAGAAAGACGGGGUGACUUUGACACUUCAUUGUGAGAAACAGUCAGACUCAGGUCUGACAGUCACACUCACAGCCUCCAACUCCACUGACUCGGACAUCAGCGGCUUCACCCUGCAAGCUGCUGUACCCAAGAGUGUCCAGUUACACAUGAAGGCCCCCAGUGGGGACUCUCUCCCUGCACGAGGCGCAGCUAAGGUGACCCAGAUGGUGGUCCUCAACAACCCAAACAAGGUGAGCCUGAAGAUGAGGAUCCGCGUUUCCUACACCAGACAAGGAUCAGCCUUUCAGGACACCGUCCAGGUCGACUCGUUCCCAGCCCUCUGACGGGUGUUAGUCAGUCCUGCUGGACUAUGACAGCUGAGUGUGGAUGAGUCAGCAGCCGUCAGACUCACUCACAGCCUGCUGUAAAAAACUCCACUCUACAGUCCAACCUGCUGUUCCUCAAAUACCCACCUUUUUUAUUUCUGGUGUUGUUAGAGAUGAAAAACACUCGUUCUCUCACAGGAAAUCAGCCUCGUGUUAACACAUAGUUCUCCUCUCGCCUGCAGCUGAUGUAUAAAUGUGAUUCACGACACGAGCUGUGGAAUAUGCAGGUAAAACAUGGAAAUGACAAAAUAAUAGUAUUUUCUAAGAAGUUUUAUGACUGUCCAAACAAAUAUCCACUAAGUUUCAACCAGGGUUUUAUUUUAACUCCUCCAGUCAAUUGUAUUCAGAUGGUUUCAGUCUUUAAUUAUACAUUUGAGUGUGGCUUCUAUCAGUUUAAGUCACUGGAUCAACUCAACUUUAUACUCCACUACAAGGCGAUUUCACUUUUUCCUCAUUUUCCUCGACCUUCUUCACUCCACUGUAAAGCAGCUGAACACUUACUAAUGAGCCACUACGACGAAUGUGUUAUUCUUUCAUCCACAACGCUUGAUUUUAUUUGGAAAAUGCAGGGACGGGAAUUUGAAUCUGAAGGGUUGAAGACUUUAAACAGCCAUGUGUCUUGGAAUUCACUUGUCUUGUGUUCUUCAGCUGAAAUGAGUAUCAGAGCAUCAUCUUCCUCUCUCCCCUGUGCCUUCCACCCUCUCAAGAAAUGAAGUUUUCUAAAAUAUAAAAUGUCUUAUUUAAUUUUGAAGGCUAAGAAAUGGUUUUAAAAGAAAGGAGUAUUGUCAAAUAAACAUUUUUAUCAUUCCCACAAGCAACACUUGUUUUUUCUGACCAUUAUUUCCUUGUCAAUUGUUUACAGGGGCUCCUUAUUAAAUUGUUUUAAUUUCUGGAGACUAUGUAAAGUGAUACAAGAAAAACAAGAUGUAUAUUUGAGAUGAUAACCGUGUAAGUAAAACUACAAAUGUACAUUGGAAAUCUCUAACAUGAUACUUGGAAGUUGUCAAACAUAAGAUGAAUAAAGUGUAUUAUCUGAGUUAUUUGAAAAAUCACCUCAUAUCACAGAACUUUUGAAAACACUGAAGACUGGAUACAAGCAGUGGUGCUGUAAAUUGAUUUAAGCACAAUCUACCUUCACUAAAGUGUACGGGAGUAUUCUAUCAACUGUUUAUAUUUGUCUUUGAAUUUUCAGUCUCAUGUCAUUUUCUAUAAAACAACAGAAGUUUUCAGAAUCCUCA